UUAUCAUCAGAGGAGCCGUCGUCACCAACAGGGAACAUAAGAUGCAGAUGCCCCACAGGCCUGUGCAGUGGCUCGUUGUCAUGCUUCUUGUCGUCCUCACAACCGGCCAGUGUGAACAGAGCGACAGCCGUCGAGCUGUGACCGAACACCAGCUGAUGCACGACCGCGGGCGAAACAUCCAGAGCCUCAAGAGGCUCAUCUGGCUGUCAAGCGCCAUCGAGGGCCUCCACACGGCCCAGACCCGCUCCGCCGCUUUCAACCCGGCAAAGGUCCUGAACUUGGCCCUGAAUCCGGCGCUGAUCCCUGCUGCCGGGAGCCCCCAGCAGCCCGCCCGCGUCCGGAGCCUCCUGAGAGACUUCUUUAAUCCCUACCAGACACAGCUGCCGGACGCAGAGCCCUAACGCCGCACUGAUGCACAAACACAAAGCUACACACACGCACACACACAAAACAAUUUAAUUGUGUCAAAUGUUUGUACAAUAAAACGCGUGAAGCACCACGACAAAGUCAUUCAGCUGGAGAACGUCUCAAGAGUUGAAAAGCAGUUGGUUUAUUGAUUUGCUGUACGAUCGCACUUCCUCCAGAGUCUGGGCCUUACGAACAAAUACACAACAGGACACAUUUAUUACUUUUUUGGCAAAAUAAAAUAAAAAUAUCUCAAUUUAAGGCUUAAAUGUGUAAAAUAACCGAAGAAUAUUGAAGGAUUUCCACGCAGCAGUCACUAAAGAGUGUCAGUUUUAGCAGACAGCUAGCAUUAGCCACCAGAAACCCAGAGAUCACUCAGUUCUGUAGUAGCCAGCUUCACAUAAAUAACACUUUAUAGAAAGAGCUGAGCUUUUUGUGCAUGUUGCAUUCCCUCAGUCUUCAGGAUGCCGACAUCUUACACACGUACGCUAAAAUGUGAAAUGUUCAAAUGGAAGGUGACGCUUUCUUUGCCACGUUCUUUAUCGUUUUCCUACAGCUGGUUACCAAAGUGCAGUCAGCGUGUUUAUUGUGACGCAAAUUCCUAGACGCAACUUCGGACAGAUUUUACCACCGGAUGACGCUACAGCAAGAAUAAAUACUGAAAUAACUGUACAGACAAAUAUUAGCUCAACCGACAUGUGGAUGUGUUAAUGAAUUAAUGCAGUGUGUCGUAUCUAGCUUAUUACUCAUAUUCUCUCAUCCUCUUCCUUCAGAUUCAGAGAUGCUUUUCUUUACAUGCAGUAAAUUCAUUUUGUGGUCGGUUUGCUCAACAUUUAUU
This is a messenger RNA of Mugil cephalus (flathead mullet), 1243 nucleotides long. RefSeq names its product parathyroid hormone 4 (gene pth4). Gene Ontology annotation, biological process: osteoblast development; regulation of chondrocyte differentiation; adenylate cyclase-activating G protein-coupled receptor signaling pathway. The transcript is spliced from 3 exons. The coding region runs from base 42 to 401 and encodes 119 amino acids. Lineage: Eukaryota; Metazoa; Chordata; Actinopteri; Mugiliformes; Mugilidae. Gene Ontology annotation, molecular function: peptide hormone receptor binding; hormone activity. Gene Ontology annotation, cellular component: extracellular region. The record is from RefSeq and is a predicted model, not a curated record.